Molecule: messenger RNA, 3172 nt
Organism: Lemur catta (Ring-tailed lemur)
Lineage: Eukaryota; Metazoa; Chordata; Mammalia; Primates; Lemuridae
Gene: ARSJ
Product: arylsulfatase family member J
Source: RefSeq, a predicted model, not a curated record
AGUUCCGUACUUGGUUUUUCCUCCGGAGAACUUUUGGGUGGAGAUCACUGUGUGUGUGAAAGCUGCCCUGGGAAGUGAGGAGGACGAGGAGGAGGAGAAAGCGAAAUUUGUUGGAGAAGAGCGACUCCUUGUUUUUCCGAAGUCCCAUCCGUUAAGCCAUCACUUCUCAGAAGACUGAAGUUGUGGGACAUGGUGACGGCUGGGAGGAGAGGAGGAUUUCUUUCCAGCUGGAGACCCCCCGCGGUCUGCCGGGUCUCUGCCUCCCGCGUGCGCGUGUGCGCGGGGUGCGGGGCUCUGCGCGUGGAGUGUCGGCGCGGACCCGAGUGAAUGGCCCCCGGGGGCUGCGCGGAGCCGCCUCCGUCUGCGCAGGCCUGCGCCGGGCCUGCCAAGGCGCUCGCUAUGGGGGCGCUGGCAGGCCUGUGGGUCCUCAGCCUCCUCACCUACGGGUACCUGUCCUGGGGCCAGGGCUUGGAGGAGGAGGAAGGGGCCUUACUGGGUCAAACUGGAGAGAGACUAGAGCCCAGCACAACUGCCACCUCCCAGCCCCAUCUAAUUUUCAUCCUAGCGGAUGACCAGGGAUUUAGAGACGUGGGUUACCACGGAUCUGAGAUAAAAACGCCCACUCUCGACAAGCUUGCCGCCGAGGGAGUUAAAUUGGAGAACUACUAUGUCCAGCCGAUUUGCACACCUUCCAGGAGUCAGUUUAUUACUGGAAAAUAUCAGAUACACACCGGACUUCAGCAUUCUAUCAUAAGACCUACCCAACCCAACUGUUUACCUCUGGACAAUGCAACCCUACCUCAGAAGCUGAAGGAGGUUGGAUACUCAACGCAUAUGGUUGGAAAAUGGCACCUGGGCUUUUAUAGAAAAGAAUGCAUGCCCACCAAGAGAGGAUUUGAUACCUUCUUUGGCUCUCUUUUGGGAAGUGGGGAUUACUAUACACACUACAAAUGCGACAGUCCUGGGAUGUGUGGCUACGACCUGUACGAAAAUGACAAUGCUGCCUGGGACUACGACAAUGGCAUGUACUCCACACAGAUGUACACUGAGAGAGUGCAGCAGAUCUUAGCUUCCCACAACCCCACAAAGCCCAUAUUUCUAUACAUUGCCUACCAGGCUGUCCACUCCCCGCUGCAGGCGCCGGGCAGGUACUUUGAACCCUACCGCUCCAUCGUCAACAUACACCGGCGCCGGUACGCGGCCAUGCUCUCCUGCCUGGACGAAGCCAUCAGCAACGUGACGCUGGCGCUGAAGACGUACGGCUUCUACAACAACAGCAUCAUCAUUUACUCCUCGGAUAACGGCGGGCAGCCCGCGGCAGGAGGGAGCAACUGGCCUCUGCGGGGCAGCAAGGGCAGCUACUGGGAAGGCGGCAUCCGGGCCGUGGGCUUCGUGCACAGCCCGCUGCUGAGGAACAAGGGCGCCGUGUGCAGGGAGCUCGUGCACAUCACGGACUGGUACCCCACGCUGCUCGCCCUGGCCGAGGGGCGCAUUGACGAGGACGCUCAGCUGGACGGCUACGACAUCUGGGAGACCCUCAGCGAGGGCCUGCGUUCGCCCCGGGUCGACAUUCUGCACAACAUCGACCCCAUCUACACCAAGGCCAGGAACGGCUCGUGGGCGGCGGGCUACGGCAUCUGGGACACGGCGGUGCAGUCGGCCAUCCGCGUGCGCCACUGGAAGCUGCUCACGGGCAACCCGGGCUACGGGGACUGGGUGCCGCCGCAGGCUUUCAGCAACCUGGGGCCCAGCCGCUGGCACAACGAGCGGGUCCCCCUGUCCGCCGGCAAGAGCGUGUGGCUCUUCAACAUCACGGCCGACCCGUACGAGAGGGUGGACCUGUCGCACAGGUACCCCGGCGUCGUGAAGAGGCUCCUGCGGAGGAUCUCGCGCUUCAACAGGACCGCGGUGCCCGUGCGCUACCCGCCCGGGGACCCCCGCAGCAACCCUCGGCUCCGCGGCGGCGCCUGGGGGCCCUGGUACCAAGAGGAAAGCAAGGAAAAGAAGCCGGGCAAAACGAAGGCUGAGAAAAAGCAAAAGAAAAAGAAGAUGAAGAAGAAGAAACAGCCGAAGGCAGGCUCGUUUCCAAGCUGCCACUCGGGCGUUCCCCGGGGAUGAGCGCAGACGCUCCCUGUUCGCUUGAGCUCAGUUCAGGUCUCAUCCUUCACCUGUCGGCCAGGUGAGCCCGCAGAUUCGGCUCCAGAGUCUCUGCCCGACGUGUCAGGCUCGUUUCCGUGCGGUGCCACUCCCAUGCCACCCGGCCGCUCCAGAGACCGUGCCACCCCAGAGACCGUGCCACUCCCGUGCCACCCGGCCGCCGCGUGGAGACGCUCUGCCCGGCGCCGACGGUGCUGCCCUGGCGUUGCGGGCCCGGAGGGAACGGAGAUGCGCGAAAGGUCCCGAGUGCCGCGCUGGGCUUCCGGCCGCCGACCGGGCUCUGCGCUUUGGAUCACCGAGGGGACGGAGGCCUGCAUGCUAGUCUGACGGAAGCUGCAGGGUAGCACGGUGAAAAACCACCUUUGAUUGAAGUACAAAGGUGAUGUCACCUCAGAGGCCUUGAAGAAUAUAUUUUCUUAGUGAAUUUUUGCAUCCCUGUCCUAUGACACUUGGGAUUCUUAAUUCUAUGUCGUGUAUCAUUUCCUUUCCUGUGAAAAUAAGUUGUUUUUUUUUUCACAUGUGAACAGCUUGCAUCUCAUUUUAUCAUGCAUGAGGGAAUGUCACACAAGAAUGUUUGAGCACACUGCCAACAAUGAAUGUAACUGUCGUCUGAAUACUUUAAUAGAAUAACAAUUCAGUAUAAAGUACGUAAUUUAUUUUUACAGAAAAUAUUAAAUAUUUUGUUUGCAUAAAAAGGUAUGCAAAUGAUUUUAAUUUUUAUUUUAUUUUCUGCAUACCAUUAGAAGAGUUGUUUUACAUUUCUUCGAGAUUACCAAGCACUGUAAUACUACAAAUUACUGUAAUACUGUGUGAAUUCAUAGACUAUAAAAAGAAAAUUAUUCCAAAAACAUUAUUAUCAUCAUUGUUCAACCAUUAUUUUGAAUGUAAUAAGAUGAAUAUAUUCCUUACAGAUUACUUGGAAAUUCAGUGUUUGUGCAGAGUUGAGACAACUUUAUUGUUUCUAUCAUAAACUAUUUAUGUACCUUAAUUAUUAAAAUGAUUUAUUUUAUGGCAC